AAUAAGGGAGGCUUGGAUAUGGCAUGACAUCAACUCCACAUAACAUUAAAUUUCACCUCUACUGUGCAAAAUAAAUAUAUGAGUGUCCCUACUCCAGUUGAAAACAUUAUUAAAAAUAUAAAAGUACAGCAAACCUCAUUAGCUGUGUUACCAAGAUGCUGCCCACCUGCAACUAAUGAAUGAGACACUGGGCUAACGUUACCAAUGAUGUUACUGAUAGGGAAAGAAGUAAGGGCCUUGGUACCAUCAAGUUGUCCAGGGGAUCAAGUCACAAUGGAUAGCCAAGGAGAACAUGAGCUGAACAGUCAGAGCACAUGGUUGUGGGCAUUGUCAGGAUUCCUUUUCAUGUUGUAGUUAGCCAGGCACUAUGCAUGCAUUGCUUCUUGUAAAGGUCAACUCAACCGUCAUGCAUUUUGUGCAUGGGACGUGAUGUCAAGGAAUGCAAUCCAGGCUGAAAAUGAAGCCAUGCCAGCCACUAACAUUUUUUGUUUUUUGUGCUUGGUUCUCUCCACAACAUACUGAAUCUUGCUCAACCAAUUUGCUUACAUACCAGCCUUGCGCCAUUACUGACAAUUUGCUGGAAAAGGGAUGGUGGCAGCUGUAGCCAUACCUGCCAAAUUAUAUUUUAUUUAAAAUGCUAGGUUUUUAGUGCACAUGUAAGAUUGUCAUAUUAUAAAGUAUUUUAAGAUUUUUAUUUGCAUAUAGCUGAAGGUAAAAACAACCUUAUAAAGAAAAAAGCAAGCACAGUUACUGAGUGGUCACUUAUGGCCCAAUAUGUGGAACCCAUUGAUUAUGUGGGCGUACCCAUGCAGCAGUGACAUCAACUGACAGAACCAAUGUAUAAUGGGAAAUAAACAUUUCUGCUUGUCUGUGGCCCAGAUCAUUGUUUCUACGACUAUAUAGAAUGAGUGCCUGUUCACAGCAUCCCUAGAGAACAAAGUGUGCGAAUUUCUAAUGGACGGUGAACGUAUUGAAUAAUCAAAUUAUUUCAAGUAUUUUUUGCCAAAUUUUUGUACAUUUUGCCUAUCACUGUAGUAUAUAUUGAAUUCGAAGGCUUGAAAGUCUGUGUAUUGGAGGCCUCUUUAUCGCAACACUGGCAGUUACGGUAUUAAAGGACUGACAAAUGGUGUUAUGGUUAUUACAAUGGCCAAUUGCAGUACCAUCCAGGGUGCCCAGUCUUGUAGUGCUUAAGCAACAAAUGGCAUGGAGCCUUUCUUUUUUUAAUUAUUUCGGUCUGUAAUGAAGAUUCCUAUGCUGGAAACUGACAAUUUUGCGUGAUAGUGACUCUAUGCUGGUAUGAGAAAGAAACCGCCAACAAAUGUGACCCCAGCCAUAAGAAAUAAUCUUCAUCGUAGCAAUCGUCAUGUGCUUCCGGAACUGUUGAAUUAUUUCUACGAUAAUGAAUGUGUAAUUUUUUGACUGUCCGGUCACUUCCAAGCCAAGGUGCACCAGCAGCUUGGCAGUGCCUUUAUGCAUGGAGACUGUACGGCACCAGAAAGGGCAUUUUGUAUUUCACAGUGAGACCACCACCACACUGCUACAAACCUGUGUGUGUACAAAAGGUUGCUUGCAUAUGGGAUGCCAACGUAAACUUUUGUUACAUUGUGUCAUGCAUUCAGAAGUGUGUAAAUGCAUAUAAAAUGUACAUAAAUUUUUUGAGCAAGAAAAAGCAUGGUGUACCUUGUGACAGCUAACUUGCGUACACCAAAUUGUGAUCACAAGAGGUUGCUUUGGUGUUAGUCUCAAAGUUUCACAGUAGAGUGUUGGAGCAUGCAGUUUUCAGUGCCAAUUUAAAAUGCCUCUUUGAACUGCCAACAUCCUCUUGGAUUUUAUCAAUAUAAAGCACAUUCUUUUCAUUUUCACCAUAAUCUCGGGAUGUGUUCUUGACAGUCCCUUUAAAUGGUUGAUUGUUGUGUUUAUAGUCCCUUUGAGGGGUCUUUGGUUGUGAGCAGUUAUGAGAGAGGGAGGCUGUGUUUGAUUCAAGCGAAGGUAAGGAAGGCAGACCACCUUUUGACAGUUGCAAAUUUUGUGACAUGGUGGCUAUAAAGGUUAGGUACACUCCAUAUAUGUAAGUGUCUAACUUGGGUUGUUAGUGUGAAUGGGAGGAGCCGUGCUGUAGUGGCCUUCUUUGCUAUGCUGUGCUAUGAAUGCCCUUGGCAGCAGCGCUGUUUCUAAAGACUUGCCGUCUUUUUUCUGUCUUCCUGGUGAGUCUUUGCAGGUGUUGCCUUCAGCUGCUGCGCGCCUCCACUUUUUGAAGGCACCCCAUCAUGCCUGAGUCGGACACCUUAGCUUUGACACCCUCCCCUCACCCACUUCCCUAGUAUAUAUCUUGUAGAUGAAGGAUACAAUGUCCUGGUCAAUAGUGUGUACCAUUUCUUAGCAUGACCACGUAUGCAAGUUGUGAAGCUCAUUGAGGUCAUUGGCACUGAUAAAAGCAGACAUGCAAGUUAGCAUUUCUUUACUUACAUGUUGUCUACUGCCAGUCUUGUGUUUAGUGCUUGGAGGGAGUAAAUGUUGUCACGCUAUUCCUUUGGCAGGGUGUUUUGCCCUCAUUCUUGUUCCAUCUGUUACAUCUUGCAUAUUGGCUGACAGAAUGUGCUCUCGGGCAGACUACAGUAACUGAUAGUUGUCUGCAUGCCAGAGCUGAUAGAAAUAGCAAAGCUACGACAAUCCUUGCUUGGGUUGGUCGAAAUGAACUCGCUGCAUGUCCAGCACAUAACUUGUAUCUUUAAUGACAAACCAUUGGGCAUAAGUAAGGUGAAAAGUGCUAGGAUAUCUCACUGAAAACCUUAGCAGUUCUGCUUAUUGGGACAUGCCAGUAUAUGGGAGGAACUUGUGCUGUUUGGUGUUGUUUGGCCUCGUGUCUUGAUUGCCAUGUUUUUUCUCUUUUUUGUGUCUUUUUUACACCAUUUAGUCGAGAGAGGGCGUGCGGUGCUUCUCACGGUGUUGACACGAUGCGUUGCGAAUGUGACAAUGACUGGAGAGCUGGCGGUAAUGGCCACCUUCAGUCUGCUUUCUUCGUUCUUUCUUGUUUUUCAGAUGCUAGCAGCAGCAGCAGCAGUGGAGGAGCCAAGGAAGCGCAGCAAGAGCAGAUGGGUCCUGUGCUGGCUGGGCCAGGAGCCCUCAAGGCUGCACCGCCACUCAUUGGCUUCGGCCUCAUGAAGCUGACACCUGAGCAGCUCGAGAUGGUCACGCGUGCAAAGAAGUUUGCCAUGGAGCAGAGCAUCAAGAGUGUGCUCAUGAAGCAGACCAUCGCGCACCAGCAGCAGCAACAGAAGACGCUACAACGCCAUCAGGCGCUGGUCCUCAUGUGUCGGGUAUACGUUGGCAGCAUCAGCUUCGAGCUGAAGGAGGAUACGAUCAAGCAGGCAUUUCGCCCAUUUGGUCCCAUCAAGUCCAUCAACAUGUCCUGGGACCCAGUGACACAGAAGCACAAAGGGUUUGCCUUUGUCGAGUAUGAGCUGCCCGAGGCAGCACAGCUUGCCCUCGAGCAAAUGAAUGGCGUGCUCAUUGGAGGACGGAACAUCAAGGUUGGCCGACCCAGCAACAUGCCACAAGCAGCACCCAUCUUGGACCAGAUAAUGGAGGAGGCCAAAACCUAUAACCGCAUCUACAUUGCAUCUGUUCACCAGGACUUGACUGAAUCGGACAUUCAGAGUGUCUUUGAAGCAUUUGGCAAAAUCCGAAGCUGUAAACUGAUCCCAUCAUCUACUCCUGGGAAGCACAAAGAGUAUGGCUUUAUAGAGUAUGAAACCAAUGUAGGUGCAAAUGAAGCCAUUGCCUCAAUGAACCUGUUUGACCUAGGUGGGCAAUACCUCCGUGUUGGAAGGGCUAUCACACCACCUAAUGCUCUGACACCACCCAGUGCCCAGAGUUGCAUGCCAACUGCGGCAGCGGUGGCAGCAGCAGCGGCCACAGCAAAGAUUCAGGCUAUGGACGCAGUGGCAAACAACGCCCUGGCAUUGGGACUGUCGUCUCCAGGGGCAAUACGUUCCUCAUCAGCAGCGGCCUUGGGGCUGUCAUCUCCUGGAGUGAUUGGUUCUUCACCGGCGGCAGCCGUCAUCCCUCCUCCCGGCCUGACCAUUCCCACUUUGGUUCCCCCUGGCCUUGUCGGGCCGCCAGGUGUCCUACCACAGCCCGUGCUGGCUGCCAAUGCACCUGGCAUCAUCACUGGUGUGACUCCUAUGCCACCGACAGCCGCUCUCAUCCCUCCUCCAACCAUAGUGACCACACUACCCAUGUCGGCACCUAAGCCUGACCUGCUGAAUGCAGCAGCGGCAGCACUGGUUACAACCACGACAGCUGUUGAGACGGUGAUGAGCCAGGCCACCUUUAGCCAAACUGCUCUGAGCCAGGCGGUGCUGAGCCAGGCAGUGUUGAACCAGGCGGUGCUGAACCAGGCAGUGCUGAAGCAGGGCAAUCAGGUGCCAGCAGCUAAUGCUGCUGCUGUGCCAGGUGACACACCCAAGGAGGAUGACGAUCUGGCCAAGAAAAUUGCUGAGGAGCUCGAGCCGCAGACACUGCAGCAGCAGGAGAACAUGAUGAUCAAAGGCUCCAACGCACGGCACAUGCUCAUGAGGAAGUUGAUGCGACGGACAGAGUCAUGUGUUGUUGUGCUGCGAAACAUGGUCGGUGUGGAGGACUUGGACGAUGAGCUCGAGUCUGAGGUGACUGAUGAGUGCGGUCGAUUUGGCACGGUCAAGAGGGUCAUUAUCUAUCAAGAACGGCAGUCCGAGGAUGACAAUGCUGAAAUCGUUGUCAAGAUCUUCGUUGAGUUCUCCCAAGCACAAGAGGCAGCAAGUGCAAGGGAUGCUUUGAAUGGCCGAUUCUUUGGUGGAAGACUUGUGAAAGCAGAACUGUAUGACCAGACGCUCUAUGAGGCAAAUGACCUGUCUGGAUAAUCCAUAUAGGACAUGUACAUAUCUCUGUAUAUACACAUUUUCGAAAUAAAUGAAAACACCUUUAAA
Dermacentor andersoni is the source of this 4967-nucleotide messenger RNA. RefSeq names its product Poly(U)-binding-splicing factor hfp (gene hfp). The record is from RefSeq and is a predicted model, not a curated record. Gene Ontology annotation, biological process: regulation of alternative mRNA splicing, via spliceosome; mRNA splice site recognition; alternative mRNA splicing, via spliceosome. Gene Ontology annotation, molecular function: RNA binding. Gene Ontology annotation, cellular component: catalytic step 2 spliceosome; precatalytic spliceosome. NCBI's taxonomy places the organism in Eukaryota, Metazoa, Arthropoda, Arachnida, Ixodida, Ixodidae.